Molecule: messenger RNA, 2633 nt
Organism: Acanthopagrus latus (yellowfin seabream)
Lineage: Eukaryota; Metazoa; Chordata; Actinopteri; Spariformes; Sparidae
Product: B-cell receptor CD22-like
Exons: 9
Coding region: 872-2068 (398 amino acids)
Source: RefSeq, a predicted model, not a curated record
AGUUGGCGUCAAAAAUGUAAUCUGAUGGGAAAUUUUGUCAAACGUGCAAGUCAGGCAACAAAAUGUUUUUUGUGUCAUUUCCCUACUGCUGCAUUUACUCUAAGACUUCUUCAGUGUAGUAUUUUCUCCCUUAAGCUGAUCCAGUGCAAAGGAGCCACUGAGCCUACUAACACAUUUUCACACGAUGCACUUUUUUGUCUGCUUCCCUUAGCGUUACACCACGGUGACCUCAAUUUUGAGGCACUUGGCUGUUAAAAUGCUUCUCAUAAAAAGGUUCAGCAGUCAUUGGUGUCAGACGGCAGUUGAAGAUCUUUUCCUCUGUACAGGGCCUGGUGUCAUUUCUACCACACUCACGUUCUGUGGUGGACAGUGCAGGAAGCUUUACUGAGCAGAGGCAGAAGUGUGAAACCACGCAGUCGUUCGUCUUUUCCCAAACCUAACCAAGUCAUUUUUAGAAGCGAUGAUGAAAAUAUUAUGUAUAAACGAUUGAAUAGAGCACAUUUCACCCCCAAACUUGUUCUGUACAUUGAUCUCAUACCUCUCGAACACAGAGGAGUAACCUUCCUCUGUGGGCCAGCCCCCUAUAUAGUCAUAUAGCCCAUGGUCCUUUUAAAUGCUCUUUUAUUUGAUAAUAAAAAUAGCAACAUCACAAGCGUGGGAAAUUUAAUCUGUACAGGGCCUGGGGUUGUAUCAGCCACGCCCCCCUGCAAAUGUAUGUGGUGCAUUGAGUCUGUGGUGGAGAGGAAAGGAAGCUUUACUGAGUAGAGGAAAGAGAGAGAAGAAACUCCUUCACUUUAUUUUGAGCAGAAAACAAUCAAUGCAGCUUAAAGAUCCAACAGGAGCUUUGUGAUUGCUUAGAAAGAGUUUCAACAUGUGUGUAAACCUGUCGCUGACGCUGAUGCUGCUGUUUCUGUCUGGUGCUGUCUGCAGUGAAUGGAAUGUGGAAUAUCAUCAGCAGCACAUCUGUGCAGUGAAAGGCUCAUCUGUUGUCAUUCCAUGUUCAUUUUACUAUCCUGAGAACCUGCAAGUGAAGAAAGUCAUGUGGUGUCAUGAAAGGUCCAACAUUAUCGACGGUCCUUUCAUAUUUGACAGUGAGAUGAAUGAAACUGCCUCAAAAUUUAAGUACAUCGGCAACAAAGAACACAAUUGGUCUUUCAAAAUACACAAUGUAGAGCAUAACGAUACAGGAAAAUAUGCAUUCAGAUUUAUAACUGAUACUGAAGAUGGUAAAUGGACUGGUAGAGCUGGCUCAACAGUAAAGGUUGUUGAUUUGAAUGAUUUGAUGACAAACCCUCAUGAGAACAGAGUGACAAAGGAAGGCGACUCUGUGAAUCUGACCUGUAUAAACGGCUGUGACAGCGAUCACCUUUCAUCUGCUUUCACCUGGUUUAAGAACGGGGAACCCAAAAAUGAAGGACCUGUUCUUUAUUUAAGCAACAUGAACCCCACUGACUCUGGAAACUACUCCUGCUCUCUAAAGACUCACACAGGAACAGCUUCACGAGUCAUAAACAUCAACAUUGAAUAUGCCCCGAAGAACACGUCAGUGUCCGUCAGGCCGUCGAUGGAGGUGGAGGCCGGCACCAACAUCACCCUGAUCUGCAGCAGCCACGCAAACCCUCCAGUGGAUUAUACCUGGUUUAAGAUAGAUGAAAGUCAUGUUCUGGAUGUUGGACACCAGCCUGAGCUGUUCACUGCUGAUGGAGGCCAGUAUUUUUGCAGCGCCACCAACAAACAUGGAAGUCAAUACUCCUCUGUUGUGACUGUAAAGACUAAAGAGAGGUGGCCGUCAUUCAACAGAGAUGUACUCAUUAUCACACUUUCUGUGGCUGUCCUUCUGAUUGUGAUCGCUGCUGUCGCUGUCAUGAAACUCAAGAAAAAAAGACCAAGAGCAAAAGAGACCAACUGUGAGGAGGACAGUGAGAGAAGCCAGGGUGAGGGAGCCACAGUAAAAGUCGUCUACACAACUGUUGACUUUCACACUAAGAGGAAGUCAAACACGAAGCAGCAGACAGACUCCCACCAUGAUGAGGAAAGUGUAGCUUACAGGACAAUGUGCAGGAACUGACUGUUGGAGCCUUCCAUUAUGACCACAGUGGUGUUCAGAAGUGUUAAUGUGUCAGGACAAGGAGGAGACUGGUUUACCAACUACUGACUCCUACAAGUGAUAGUUAUUGUUUCCCCCCCAAAUAAAGACCCGCUGUAUGAAGAGCCAAGAUGGCUCAUGUCUUCAGGUUACGCUGGUUUCUUGGUUGACUUGGUUUGGUCUCUUAUUUUAGCCGUUCUCCACCAUCGUCAGCUCCAGUCAUGUGACGACUCAAUGUAAAUAAAUCAACGCUUGAUUCUCAACAGUCUGUGGCUGUUUGGGACUCAGAGAAGAUGAGCUGUAUUCAUGUUGUGUCUUGGUGAACCCUGGUCAGGUGUGAUCCUUCAUAUAUGUGUUCAUCACGUGCCUUUUUGUUCAGAAUGUCUUACAGGUGUACAGAUAUGAUAUUUUGUUGAAUUCAGUCUUUAUUUCCUUACAUUUUACAAAUCUCUGAGAUAAACAUGUCUCAAGGUUUCAUAAAAGUGAAAAAAAGGUUAAGGUUUUGUAUUUUGUAUUUAUGUUUUUGAAUAAAACAAAUUUGCUAACA